Molecule: messenger RNA, 718 nt
Organism: Paramecium primaurelia
Lineage: Eukaryota; Ciliophora; Oligohymenophorea; Peniculida; Parameciidae
Source: the annotation of a GenBank genome assembly
AUUAAAUGAGUGGAAAUAAGAAGAUGGAUGCAUUGAUAAGCAUAAAAGCAGAAAUCUAAGCAUAAAAAGAAGGAUAAGAAAAAAUAUAAAAAUUAUGUUUUGAAAAUAUCAAUAUAGGAUAAUUUACAAAUGAAACAUUAAAAUUAUUGUCAAAAUAUAAUGAUUUAAGUAAAAAUGAUGAAUAAAGAAAGUAUGUUUGGAAUUCAAUGAUUGCAAAUUGUCAUCUUUGGAUAAUUUGGUAGGAUUCCCAAAUCUAACAAAAUUACGAUUAUGCAAUAAUUAUUUGGAUAAGAAUAGUCUCCAACAUAUUAUUAAGCAUUUUCCAAAAGUGACAUACUUAGAUAUAAGAGGAAAUAAAAAAAUAAGCUAAGAUGUAUUUUAUUAUUUGAAUAAAAAAAAGGAUCUUAAAGUUUUGAUUGAACUAAAAGAAUUAUAACAUUUAGUGUUUAAUGAUAAAGAUACUGAUAGAGCAUAAUUGUUUGAAUUGAUACCAUAAUUAAAUUAUAUUGAUCAUAAGGACAAGGCUGGAAAUGAGAUAGAAGAUGAAGAAAAUGAAGAUGAAGAAGAAGAAGAUGAGGAUGAAGAAGAUGAAGAUGAAGAAGAUGAUGAAGAAGAAGAUGAUGAAGAAGAAGAAGAUGAGGAUGGAGAAAGUGCUGAAGAAGCAGAGGAAUCUGAAGAUGAAUAGCCAGUUUAAAAAAAGAAGAAAUUAUGAUGAGAA